AUUUCGAUUCUGUUCUCUCUCACUCCUCUCCCACCAACACACACGACGAGAACGAAACUGCACACCCACAAUGUGCGGCAGCGACAUCUUCCUCGGCCUCAUCGCCAUCCUCUUCCCACCCAUCGCCGUGUGGGUGAAGCGGGGCAUCUGCUCGGCAGACAGUCUGAUCAACAUCGCCCUCUGCUGUCUCGCAUACCUCCCCGGUCUCCUCCACGCCUGGUACAUCAUCUCCAUCUCCCCCGACCCGACCUACGAGCAAGUCGCGCAACAGGACGCCGAGCGCGGCAAUGUCACAUACUACUACGUACAAACCACCGGCCAGCCACAAUAUGCUGCACCACAGCAAGGACAGCAAGGCUAUGGAACAGUGAACGCCAGCACGCCGAAUGCACAGUUCCCGCAACAGCAGACGAAGCCUCAGCCACGUCCUGCACCGGCUGAUGUGCAGCCUCCGGCAUCGACGUCGCAGGCAGGACCGAGUAAUGGAACAGAUGAUGCUCCACCGCCAUCGUAUCAGCAGGCUACUGGGGAUAAUAAGAUUCAAGGGCCAUGAAGGACAGAAGGUAGAGGACGAGAUCUGUAUACGAAGAGAUGUGGCGCAGUCAUGGAUAUGGACAUGGAUAUAUGGAGUUUAAAGGGUUGUGCUUCGGGUAUGGAGAGUUUUACUUGAUCAGUAGAGCUCGUUCUACAGAAUUACGGUUGUAAGUAUGUAUCGACAGGAAAUGCGACAAGUUGUAUGAUCUUGUAGCUGUUGUCGUAAGACUUCGAUUACACCG
This is a messenger RNA of Cercospora beticola, 776 nucleotides long. Its product is annotated as YqaE/Pmp3 family membrane protein. Gene Ontology annotation, cellular component: membrane. NCBI's taxonomy places the organism in Eukaryota, Fungi, Ascomycota, Dothideomycetes, Mycosphaerellales, Mycosphaerellaceae. The record is from RefSeq and is a predicted model, not a curated record.